Pleurotus ostreatus (oyster mushroom) is the source of this 993-nucleotide messenger RNA. RefSeq lists its product as uncharacterized. Gene Ontology annotation, molecular function: RNA binding. The record is from RefSeq and is a predicted model, not a curated record. Bases 1 to 993 code for a protein of 330 amino acids. The transcript is spliced from 4 exons. Lineage: Eukaryota; Fungi; Basidiomycota; Agaricomycetes; Agaricales; Pleurotaceae.
AUGACUACAGCUCCCAAGCUCACCAAGAAGCAGAAGAAGUCGCUCGCAUUUCGAGAGCGCAGCAAGCACGGGAAAAGUAAACAUGGAAUCGACAGCGAAAUGGUUAAUGACAUUCCUAUCCAGGAGAACCAGGAUGAGGCUGCAAUUGAGCUGGGUGAAGUGGAGGCUGCGGAUGUUCGGCGGAAGGAUGAAAGCACGGCUCGGCCUCGCGAGGGCGUCCGCAAGGCAAAGGCAGCAAAGGAUGAUUCUACGGUCAAGGGCGAAGUGGAGGCUCAGAGCCCGAAAAAGAGGAAACGUAGCACGGAGGAGAGCGAGGUGGCGGUGGAAGGUCAGGUCCCUCGAAAGCGAGCCAAAAAGCCUGCUCGCGAGGCUGAGGGCGGGUCUGAGGCCACCGAGGCUGAGAAGACGGACAAAUCAUCUAUAAAGCAGAGAUUUAUCCUUUUUGUCGGAAACUUGAAAUACACUACAUCUCUGGAGGCCAUACAAAAGCACUUCGCAGCAUGUGAACCUCCGCCGUCAGUGAGACUGUUGACACCCAAACCAUCGAAGAACGCCAACGCUUCACAUAAAUCCAAAGGAUGUGCCUUCCUUGAAUUCUCACAGAAAAGCGGGCUGCAACAGGCCCUCAAACUGCAUCAAUCCGAUUUAGACGGUCGGCGGAUAAAUGUUGAGCUAACAGCUGGCGGAGGUGGGAAGAGUGAGCAACGUCUGACGAAGUUGCGGACACGAAACAAAGAGCUCUCUCAGCAACGGCAGAAACACGGAGAGAAGGGAAGCAAGGGAAGCGGUAAUGUCGAGACGACCGUCCAUCUGAAUCCACAAAGAUACUCCUCUACAUCUGGUACGGAACAGAAGCCUGUGACGAAGCAUACUUGGACGGUGGGCGAUACCGUGGAGGAUGAGGUUCAUCGUGGAGGGGCGAAACACUCGAAGCAACGGAAAACGAAGUCGAGGAGCAUGGGUACCGGUGUCAACGCCAUACCCGUUGGUUGA